This is a messenger RNA of Drosophila willistoni, 1402 nucleotides long. RefSeq names its product transmembrane protein 53. The transcript is spliced from 3 exons. Bases 117 to 1184 code for a protein of 355 amino acids. The record is from RefSeq and is a predicted model, not a curated record. NCBI's taxonomy places the organism in Eukaryota, Metazoa, Arthropoda, Insecta, Diptera, Drosophilidae.
AAAGAGAGAGAAAUUAUACGAAAAAAAAGUUAAUUUUUAUUUAUACGACACACAAACUUAAUGCAAAGUGGGUGUAAAUAAGUUUUAAACAUAAUUUUAAAAUUUUAAAUGCAACAAUGACAUCGCCUACGACCUCAACACAUCCGUAUGGUCUAACAGCGGAUGAUAUGGCCUCUCAGUAUGGAGCAACGGCCACCAUACCGACGACGAGCACCAGUGGACACCAGAUCCAGCCGGCGGUGGCUACUACGGCUGCCGCGGUCAGGCGCGAACGGGAGGAUGCAUUGGAAUAUUUCAUUAAAUUUCCUAAACCAUCGGCCGAAAAUGAUUUUGUGUUGCUCAAUGCCAAUGACAAUGAGGAUAAUAAUGUGCCCAUUGUCAUGCUAUUGGGUUGGGCUGGCUGUCAGGAUCGGUAUCUAAUGAAAUAUUCCAAAAUCUAUGAGGAAAGAGGUCUCAUUACCGUACGUUAUACGGCUCCGGUGGAUACUUUGUUUUGGAAACGCUCCGAAAUGAUACCGAUUGGAGAAAAAAUAUUGAAAUUAAUACAAGAUAUGAAUUUUGAUGCUCACCCCUUGAUCUUUCACAUAUUUUCGAAUGGUGGAGCGUAUUUGUAUCAACAUAUUAACUUGGCCGUUGUCAAGCACAAGUCACCAUUGCAAGUGCGUGGAGUGAUCUUUGAUUCAGCUCCGGGAGAGCGUCGUAUGUUGGGUCUAUAUAGGGCCAUAACAGCAAUUUAUGGACGAGAGAAACGCUGCAAUUGUCUAACAGCUUUGGCCAUUACAUUGACCCUCAGUCUCAUGUGGUUUGUUGAGGAAUCCUUUGCCGCCUUUAAGAGCCUCUUUGUCAAGUCUCCGCCUGUCCAUGCUAGUCCAUUUUGUGAGCUGAAAAACGAGGCAAAUAAAUAUCCACAAUUAUUUUUAUAUUCCAAGGGUGACGUGGUCAUACCCUAUAGAGAUGUGGAGAAAUUUAUACGCUUGCGUCGGGAUCAAGGAAUCGAUGUGUCCUCUGUUUGUUUCGAAGAUGCCGAGCAUGUGAAAAUCUUUACUAAAUAUCCCAAACAGUAUGUCCAAUGUGUAUGCAAUUUUAUCAGAAACUGCAUGGCUAUGCCCGCCUAUAAACUGGAACUGGAGCAACAUCAGCAACAGCAGCAGCAUUAUCAGCAGUCAAAUCUUAAGUAUGAUUAAAAACAGAAAAGCAAGUGUGUGAUAGAGACAAAGGAAAAGCACAACUAAAACCAAAAAAAAACAUAACUUACAUAUUCGAACUAACUAAUCUAAAUUAUUGCAAAACUCUCUCUCUCAAAAAAAGGCUUUAAUGUAGAAACGAAUUUAAAAAUCUAAGCAUAUAUUUUGAAGUCAAAGGCAAAUUGCAAAUAAAAACGGAAACAUUUUAAAAAUUCAAA